AUGUCCAGUCACUUCGGGUUGAUACACGCCACAGCUUCGCUCGUCGUCGCCCUUUUCGUGAUCACCUCAUCCGCAUCUUCUCCUGAUUGUGUUUACACUCUAUAUGUGGAGACGGGUUCAGUGGUGAAAGCAGGGACCAACUCGAAAAUCAGCGUCACGCUGAGCGACUCGAGCAAGGCCUCGGUUUGGAUCCCGGACCUGAAGGAAUGGGGCCUCAUGGGCCCAAAACACGACUACUUCGAGAGGGGAAGUGUCGAUGUUUUCACGGGCCUCGCGCCAUGCAUAGGGGCCCCCAUUUGCAAGAUCAAUAUCACCUCUGAUGGCGCCGGGUCCCACCACGGCUGGCUCUGUAACUCCGUCGAGAUCACCUCCACCGGCCACCGCAUGGGCUGCAGCCAGUCCAUUUUCUACGUGGACCAGUGGCUCUCCAGGGAUGCGCCGCCCUACAACUUGUCGGCUGUUGUUAACGGUUGUGGAGAUUUUGCGGCGCGGAAAAGUGUUGGCCCAUUUGUUUUCGCGAGGCCCAUUGGAUCUGUUUCUGCUGCUGCUGCUGCAAAGUGAAGUGCGAGAGAGUUUUUUUAGUGUU
Molecule: messenger RNA, 586 nt
Organism: Salvia splendens (bonfire salvia)
Lineage: Eukaryota; Viridiplantae; Streptophyta; Magnoliopsida; Lamiales; Lamiaceae
Product: PLAT domain-containing protein 3
Exons: 2
Coding region: 1-561 (186 amino acids)
Molecular function (GO): protein binding
Source: RefSeq, a predicted model, not a curated record